AUGACCAUCCGCCAGAUAGAUGGCGACGGCAACGCGGCCCACGUUGUCCAGCUCGUCCAGCACGGCCAGCGAUACCGAGUCGCCUUCCUUGCCCGACCCAAGGGGACGUACGUCCAUAUGACAAUGCGCACCCGUAUCGGCGUCGUCGAAGAGAAUUCUUUUCCCGCCCGACCGUUUUCCCCUCGGCAAGUCGGCGACGUAAACUCGGACAUCAUUCUCCUGCGCCAAGCCACACGCCAACACGCUCGCGUCCGCAAGCUCCUCUUCCCCGCUCAGGAGGAUGACGAUCGCCCCGAGAUCGCGCGCGAAUUUCUUGCCCGCGACGAAGGGGUCAUCGAUUGCCCUCGACCCGUACGUUUGGCUCGAGGCGAACCCAAGUCCACCACCUCCCGCAGCUUCGGCUCGGAAUAA
Messenger RNA from Microbotryum saponariae, 411 nucleotides. The record is from the annotation of a GenBank genome assembly. NCBI's taxonomy places the organism in Eukaryota, Fungi, Basidiomycota, Microbotryomycetes, Microbotryales, Microbotryaceae.